Messenger RNA from Plasmodium malariae, 750 nucleotides. Lineage: Eukaryota; Apicomplexa; Aconoidasida; Haemosporida; Plasmodiidae. The record is from the annotation of a RefSeq genome assembly.
AGAAAAUUAGGUAUAAGGAAUUGUAGAUUAUUAGUAGAAUGCAAGAGAUAUAAUGAUCAAUUUAUUAGAGUUUUUAUAGAAGAUAUACCACAUAAUGAAGCGUGAAAAAAACAAGAUAUAUAUUCUAAUAAAAAAGGCAUUAUGACAAAGAAAAAACAAACGUAUAGAAAUACAUUAAAUUAUGCUAGUGAGAACAAAAAGUCUACGAAAAAUAAACUUUGUUUAUUUGAAACAAAAUAAUAUACUCAUUUAAAGAAAAAAAUAUUUAAAGAACUAGAUUAUAUGAAUUUUCUUAAAAAUAACAAAGCAGUGAGUGAUAGGAUUUACAAGAAAAUAAUAUUUAAAAAGUGCGGACUACAGGUUCUUUUACCUUCCUUGCUGUUUUUGUUUUUCUUGAUAGUAUUCAUAGUAGAAUUAGCAUUAGGAUUGUCAGGUAAAGAUUGUUUAUUGUCUUACUUCGGUUUGAAUAAAACUAGUAAAUUAGAGUGAGGGACCAUUAUAUACAUUAAAAAGAUAACUGGUUUUUGGAAGCACUCGGAAAGUUUGGGUUUUGGGACAACAUGUACGUUGUGCAGUGGUACAACAGUUACUGAUGCGUGCAUAUUAGGGCAAGUGUUCCCUAUUUUAAUAUAUAUGGUACCGUUCGUUAUAUUAGGUAUCACAAUUGUAUCGUGAGUUUUUCAUUAUCAUAAAAACGCUAAGAAAUAUGAAAAAUUUAAGUUCAGAAAAAGUAAAAUAUGUAGUAAAUAA